Messenger RNA from Acipenser ruthenus (sterlet), 6282 nucleotides. RefSeq names its product adhesion G protein-coupled receptor E1-like. The record is from RefSeq and is a predicted model, not a curated record. Bases 350 to 2788 code for a protein of 812 amino acids. The transcript has 22 exons. Gene Ontology annotation, molecular function: calcium ion binding; G protein-coupled receptor activity. Gene Ontology annotation, biological process: cell surface receptor signaling pathway; adenylate cyclase-activating G protein-coupled receptor signaling pathway. Gene Ontology annotation, cellular component: membrane. Lineage: Eukaryota; Metazoa; Chordata; Actinopteri; Acipenseriformes; Acipenseridae.
UUCCCCAAAGCCUCACACUGUCAGUAGUUUCCUUUAAAAGGACCCAAGGCUGUGUCUGCUGAAUAACUGCUGUACGCUGCCUACCAGCUUCAGUACGCUGAGAAUUCAGCAGAAUUCAGAGAUAUUACUGGAAACACCCUAGACAGCACCCAUUAUUGGACUGUAUGUGAGUUAGUGAUACUGCGCCAAAGUGGGGGUCUGUAAUUAUUUGUAGUAGUGGUAGAAUACGGGAAUUGUUUAUGGUCCUGCUGAAUUUGUGACGGGUUAACAUUAAAGGAUAAAAGGACUGGGGUGUGCAUUUCCCUGCUUCAACACUGUUUUUUCUGGAAGCAAGGGGAAUUGUGCAGUCAUGAAGACAAGCUGCAGACUUCGACUGCUGGGUAUCAUUGUGGGAUUGCUGCUCUGGUGCUGUUCCUUGGCAGACAGUUCUUGUGAAGCUGGAUUCACCUUGUUAAAUGGUUCAUGUACUGAUAUUAAUGAGUGUGAAGGAAAUAGAAGACUCUGUGGCAAGCACGCGGACUGCAUCAAUCUACCUGGCUCCUUCAGGUGUAACUGCCAUCCUGGAUACAUGCAGUACCAUGAGAAAGAUACAUGUGAUGAAUUAGAUACUGCAACCAAAGCACCAAAGACCACUCCAGUACCAGAUAUGAAUGAGUGUGAGCUAAAUAUAGGACUCUGUGGCAAGCACGCGGACUGCAUCAAUCUACCUGUCUCCUUCAGGUGUGACUGCCAUCCUGGAUACAUGCACCGCCAAGCCAAACAGAUAUGUUUUGCACCGCCAGCAAAGCCCACUCCAGCACUCGUCACUUCCACCCACAAAAUGGCGGACAGCACUACCCGAAACAACUCAGAAACCUCCACCCUGCAGGACAGUGGCUUACACACAACCGAAUUAAAUCCCACAACCAAAGUACCACCAACACAGACCACUCCAGUACCAGACAUUGAUGAGUGCGCCCAAACCCCCUGGCUCUGUGGUCCGAAUGCACAAUGUACCAACACUGUCGGCAGCUACACCUGCUCCUGUAAUCCUGGAUUAUUUCCUAAUACUGGAUUGAGAUGGAUACUCAAUCAAACACGGUGUGAAGAUUUAACAAAGAUCCAAGAUGGGAAAACCUGCAAUAUUCCAAUCAAUACCGGGACAUCGAGUCACCUAAAAAGUUCCUCGGCCUGGUUUUGUCUCAUCACUAACUUCAAUUCCAUUAACUUUACAUCUGGAUAUCAGCUGCAGCAAGUGGCUGGUGUUUUAAGCUCUGCUCUGAAUGACAUUUCCUUGUGGAGUAACCUGACCAGGGAUGAGAAGUCUGUUGCAGCUGAAGCAUACCUGGACACUGUAGAGAGGGCAAUGCUACAGUUGACUGAGCCUUCAGAUGUUCUCUUAAGGAAAAAUGUGCGCUCAGACAAUCUAGAUAUGGAGUUGCUGAUUAUACCAUUCAAACACAACACGUCAGAGGAACAGUUACGAGCCAAUAAAAAUACACUGGAGAUUAAGUUGGGAAAACUUAUGGAAGAGAAUAAGCAAGAUCAGAUAACAGUUGGGUUUGCCUCAUACACUGGGAUGGAGUCUGUCUUGGAUGGGAGCUUUUACAAGAAUCAAUCAUCUAUCCAGUUAAACUCACAAGUGGUCACUGCCACUAUAGGCAGAAAUCACCACAAACUUUCAGAGCCAGUCCAUUUAACCUUCCAUCACAAUGAGUUAAGGAAAACCAAAGAGGAGGUGAUAUGUGUCUACUGGAAAUACGAAGGGAAGGAAAGCUCUUGGUCCACCGAAGGCUGCACAAUGUUACACUCCAACCAAACACACACUGUGUGCAGCUGUGACCACCUCUCCAGCUUCGCUGUAUUAAUGGCACUAGACGAAUCACAGAUGCAAGAAAAUGUUGCCUUGACAGUGAUCAACUACAUUGCAGUGAUCGCAUCCCUGGUCUGCCUCAGCCUGGCUAUCUUUACAUUCCUAUUCUGCCGUUCGAUCCAGAAAGCCAACACCACCAUUCACCUGCACCUGAGUGUCUGUCUCUUCCUGGCUCACUUCCUGUUUCUAGUUGGGGUGUCCAGAACUGAAAAGAAGGUGCUGUGUGCAGUCAUAGCUGGGCUCCUGCACUACCUCUUCACAGCCAGUUUUGCCUGGAUGUGCCUGGAGGGAGUGCAGCUCUACCUGCUGGUGAGAAACCUGAAGGUGGUGAAGUACAGCAGCAGGCAGGGGCUGCGAAGGAGGUACAUGCUGCUGGCUGGGUACGGCUCUCCUGCUCUCAUCGUGGCUGUGUCUGCUGGAGUCUUUCCAGUGGGGUAUGGGACCAACAAAUUUUGCUGGCUGAGUCAUGACAGAGGAUUUGUCUGGAGUUUUCUUGGUCCUGUUUGUGUCACAAUCGCUGUAAACACCAUUCUCUUCAUUGCAAUUCUCUGGACUUUAAGAUCGCAAAUGUGUGGCCUCAACACGGAUGUGUCCAAAGUGAAAGACACCAGACUUCUGACUUUCAAAGCCAUUGCGCAUUGCUUCAUCAUGGGCUGCAGCUGGAUCCUGGGAUUCUUUCAAGGAUUGGAGUUCUUCAGAUUUGCGUUUGUCAUUAUUAACUCACUGCAGGGUCCCUUUAUUUUCCUGGUGCACUGUGUGCUAAACCAGCAGGUGAGAAUGGAGUAUAGGAAAUGGUUUGGACGCAUCUACAAACAGAAGGACAGCUCAGAACUUACAUCUUCUACAGUUCCAAUGGAAAUCAUAACGGUAUCCGCAGCAGAGAGCAAUAACUGCAGCUCUACGUGCAAAGGAGUACUUGUGGAAUGGAGUAAAUAAAGUCAGUAGACAUCACUGUUAAUGAAUGGGUGCCUACGAGGUGGGAAAUUGCCCCCUCUGAAAUGCAACAUUUUCAUUUUGGCAAAAAUCUGACUUUGGUUUUAUAUAUUUAACCUUGUGUAGUACCAAAAGUUUGAUAUGCCUCUUAUUACACUAACUAAACAAAAAAAUAAUCACAAGCUUCCAAGACCUCAAAGGUCUCUUCUUCAGGUGGAAGCAGGAAAGGAUUUUUGAAAGCUUGUGAUUCAUUUUUGUUUUGUUAGUCCAUGUUACAAAGAUGGCUGUAGUGGUGAACAGAAACACACAGAGUGAAUACAGGGUGAAGCUGAGUCGCAAUGGCUGCUCUCAGUAUUUAUUAAAGAAUAAACGGACAGUGAAACAAACACACAGACUUAACAAAACACAAAACAAAAGGGCACAAGGGCCAGAACAAAUAGACAGACAAACAAACGGUGGACAAACACUAAACAAACAAGUAUCGUGCUGGUCUUCCAGCACGUUUAGCAUUUAUUCAUUGUUUAAUUAUUUUCUCCUUCUCUCUCCCGUUCUCCACUCCUGAACACACAACCCCGAGUGAGAGAAACGUGUACCUGUAUACACAGUUGUGCCAGGAUUCAAGUACUAAUUAAUUAUUCACUUGAAUCCCAGCACCUGAACUCAUUUGUGCACUCCCUGUGCUCACAUACGAAUACACAUUUUAUCUGCAUGUGAAGUGAUUGUGCAGUCCCUGUGCGUAAAUACAUAUUACAACACUUGUGCUACAUAGCCCAAUUUAUAUUCUGUGCACCACUAUAUCCACAUAUAACAGACAACAUGAAACACACCACAUACAGCAUAAAACACAAAAUACACACAGGGGUGGGGGCACCCCACCACAGUACAAUCAAAGGGAUUGCAUCUCCUUCUCUUUGUCUAUCCUCUCUGGACUAAUAUAACUACCAUUUCAUCUAUCAGCGUAUAUUUCUGAAAAAUCAAACAGUGUUUUUUGCCCAAAUCUGCAAUAUUUUUAACUUUUCUCUAUUUUGAACCAAGCUGAUAUUUUAAAGGUGAUAACAUAAGGUCACAUUGUGAUAAGCUGCCUAUCCACAAAAUGCGAAUGUCUCCAUUACAUGCCCUCCUUCAUGGCACCGAUCCUUUGCAGGCUUUGGGUAAUUAUAGGCUUUACAUUCUAAAGCACUAAUAAUUCAUUAAGACACAUUGUUUAUUUAGCAAAUCACAAUUUUAGAGUUCAGCACAGUGAUUGGCAGCAAUCCAAUUUUUCAAUUUCUUCCUCACAUGUACAUGGGGUCCAGGUAAGGGUAAGCCUGGCUUUUUAACAGAAUUAUUGAGCAUUCAUGCCUGCAAAACUCAUUGAAUCAACUGGGUCAUUACUGAGCAUUCACACCUGCAAAACUCAUUGAAUCAACUGAGUCAUUACUGAGCAUUCACACCUGCAAAACUCAUUGAAUCAACUGAGUCAUUACUGAGCAUUCACACCUGCAAAACUCAUUAAAACAACUGAGUCCAAGAGUGAUGUUAAUAUAUAUAUAUCUAUUUCAUUAUGUGUUUUGUUUUUUUUUAAUAAUUGCACACAUUGUUCUGUAGGAAUGUGUAAGCACUGAACGUGCUUGGACUGAAGGUUUGACCUCCUCAAAUGUAUACACUGCCCCUGCAGGUGGGGAUGAUGUAAUCUAAUAGAGAUCAAGCUUUAAGUGAUGUCUUACUUCUGUCUGCACCUAAGCUUGGCAGCUGAUGUGAUGAUCCAAAGCAAAGCAGCAGUGCAAAUUAUAACAUGGUGAAGUCUAAAAUGACAGUAAUAUUUACAAUGCAAAAUUCCACACAUUAAAAUUGUAAUAUUCACAAUUCUCAACAAUUAAAUGUGAAUAGAAAUGGGAUGAAAUGACUAAGGAAGUAAAGCAAGAAAUAGCAGACUUCCCAGAAGGCAAGGCAAGGAAACAGGGAACUGCUUUUAACCUUGCGUAGUACCAAAUGUCUGUUCUAAAAUGAAAAAAAAUUUGUUUAUUAUCACUUAUUUUCUUUAAAAACUGCACAUUUGAGACCAAUGUAGCUAAUGGAAGUGCAAAAUGGGUAAGAUUUAUGGCAUGAUUUUGUUAGCUACAAUUACUUUAAUGAUGUACAUGUUGGUACAAAGGACAUAAGGGACAGAAAAUCUGUGGUAUUGAAAGAGAAUUUUAAAUAAUUAUAAAGGAAGCUGAAUGAGUUUGGAUGCUGAAGUAUGUUGUCAGGUUUAUUACCAGGAAAUGGUAGAAGGGAUGCGAUGUUCAGUAGAAUUAGGACCAUAAACACUUGGCUGGCUGGCUGGCUGGUGUUUGCAAGAAGGGCUGGGAUUCAUGAAUAACUGGGACUGCUUUUGGGAAGAACUAGAUACUAGGUGGACUGUCAGAGGCAAGUAGGCAAGUAGGCUAUCCGCAAAUAUUGAAAACCACUUAGCAAAUUAUUUAAACUAGGAACUGGGGAGGGAGGGAAUCUAAAGAGGGGUACACUGAGCUGAAAGAGGGACAAAUAGAAGUUGACUCGCUGGCAGUUAGUAAUCCCAGAGGUGUGUGUUACAGGAAUCCUAUCCCUAUUACUGCUCCUCAAUCACAUGCUCUUGAUUGUACCAAUCUACACCUGGCCUUACUCUUCAAUCUCUGUCUAAUAUAUUACUUACAGGGAUCAUUGACCCCGUAUAACCGCAUUCUUAGAUGACAGGAUGCGGGACUGCUAGUUAUUCCUGGGGUGAAUAAAAAUAACACGAGAUGAAGGGCCUUUUCUAUUAAAGCUCCUAAAUGCACUGCUGCCUUCUGUCAGGGAAGCUGGAACUCUUACUGUUUUUACAUCAAGAUUGAAAACUUAUUUUUACACAAUAGCUUUAUCUUAGUUUCCUAUUUUACAAUCCAAAUUGUAUUUUCUUUGUGGCCCUUUUCAUUCCAAUUUUUUAAUGUUUUUUAUUUUUAUUAUUAUUAGACUGUUUUUAAUUGUUCUGUUUUACAAACUGGCUUUUUAUUUUUUUUACUUCGAUUUUAUAAAAUGUUAGUUUUAGACUCUUAAUUGUUUUAUUUUUACCUUAGAUUUUCAAAUUUUACAAUGAAAACGUUAUUUUUCUUUAUACAAUGUUGUAUUAGACUUUAGUUUUUAAUUUAAUGAUUUAAUUGUUCAUAUUGUGUGUGUGUCAAGGUACUCUGGGAUCCUUGAGGAUCCGUGAUGAUAAGCGCUAUAGAAAUGUGAAUUGUAUUGCAUUGUAUUGUAUUUCAGAACGCCUCUGCGAUAGUGCAUGUGAUGAAAGAUUGAGGAGUACACUGUAUAUCAAAUGGACUAUGAAUAAUAGCCUUGUAAGGUAGCCUACACAAAUCUUUUCAAUAUCAGGCUCCAUUUACAACAGGCUUUGUGUCGCAGAACUCACUUGUAGAAAGGGGUACCAUAAACACUUUUGCAGAAUUAAGAUGAUUUACAAUUUUGUUGAAAAAUAUAAAAUAAUCAAGUAUGUAAAAAAUAAAGUUUUUUUUAAAUCCUCA